Messenger RNA from Branchiostoma floridae (Florida lancelet), 2575 nucleotides. RefSeq names its product deleted in malignant brain tumors 1 protein-like. The coding region runs from base 38 to 2575 and encodes 845 amino acids. Gene Ontology annotation, cellular component: membrane. The record is from RefSeq and is a predicted model, not a curated record. Lineage: Eukaryota; Metazoa; Chordata; Leptocardii; Amphioxiformes; Branchiostomatidae. The transcript is spliced from 11 exons.
GCCGGCUGCGGACGAGCGCUGAGCGUUGUCUGAGAAAAUGCUACCUACAAAGCAUUCUGCGCCCAGGCAUGGGUGGCUCAUAACGACUGCCUGCAUAGCAGCCUGUGUUUUGAGCAUUGCUGUCAUGGUAACACAGGUUCUAGUGAUCUUACAAGUGAAAGAUUUGAGAUCAGAGCUGGGGACGAAAAUGCAGAAUAUGGAAGCAGUUAUGAACAGCUAUGGACACCCCCUGGACAACAAGCCCCCGGAGGGCCCAGACCCUGGCGAAAACACUGCCAAAUACAGCGGAAAACAGAAUGGGGAGGGGAAGGAGAAUCAUCACAGGUCUAAGAGAUCCCCCAACACUGUUACUCUACCAUUUGGAAGUUGCCUUCAAGGAUCCCAGGGUCAACCUGGUGUUCCUGGGAGGGACGGACAGCCAGGUUUACCUGGAAGAGACGGACAGCCAGGUGCACCAGGUGCAUCUGGUUCACCUGGGGCAGUCGGCACACCUGGAACACCGGGCCAGUGCCCCUGCCACGGGCCGUCGACAACUAUGGACGUCUCUCCAACUGCGACCACGCCAGUUAAGCCAACAGACACAGGUUCUCUCUUCGAUGUUCGUCUUGAAGACGGCGGAAGUGCCAAUGAAGGACGACUCGAGAUUUUCUACAACGGAGAGUGGGGGACCGUGUGUUCAUCAGGCUGGGACCUGGCCGACGCAAAUGUGGUCUGUCGUCAACUGGGCUAUCCCUGUGCAGAGAUAACAACAACUUGGGCUAGCCACGGACGAGGGACUGGUCGUAUUUGGUUCCGUGACGCAGCUUGUACGGGUAACGAAGCACGGCUGGCGGACUGCCCGCACGGUUUAUGGGGCUAUGGAAUUUCCUGCGGUCACCACCAAGAUGUCGGAGUUGUCUGCAGGCCGUAUGUGCGUCUAGUAGGAGGAAGCAGCAACAAUGAAGGCAGAGUGGAGAUUUUCUAUAACGGAGAGUGGGGAACCGUGUGUUCAUCAUACGACUGGGACCUAGCCGAUGCUUCCGUGGUCUGCCGUCAGUUGGGCUAUCCCUGUACCAGCUCCACCACAACCUGGGCCAGCUUCGGGGAAGGGACCGGGCAGAUCUGGUUGCGUUAUGUACGGUGUACCGGUAGCGAGGCCCGGCUGGCGGACUGUUCCCACGAUGGAUGGGGGGACUCCUAUGGCUGCAACCACGGUCGUGAUGUCGGGGUUGUUUGCAGGGCAUUUACAAAGAUUAAAAUUCGACCGUUCGCAGAUGUACGACUUGUCGGUGGAAGGAGUGUCUCUGAGGGAAGACUUGAGAUAUUUUAUGACGGAGAGUGGGGGACAGUGUGUUCAUACUCCUGGGAUCUAGCCGACGCCUACGUGGUCUGCCGUCAGCUGGGAUAUCCUUGUGCCUACGUAACAACAACCUGGGCCAGCUUCGGCGAGGGGACCGGGCGGAUUUGGUUCCGUGAUGCGGCGUGUACGGGAAAAGAAGCACGCCUUGCGGAUUGUCGCCACAGUGCAUGGGGCUAUGGAUCUUCCUGCAGUCACAGCAAGGAUGUUGGGGUUGUGUGCAGACCGUAUGUCCGUCUGGUAGGAGGGAGCAGCAACAAUGAAGGCAGAGUGGAGAUUUUCUACAACGGAGAGUGGGGGACCGUGUGUUCGUACUCCUGGGACCUAGCCGAUGCCUCCGUGGUCUGCCGUCAGCUGGGCUAUUCAUGUGCCAGCUUAACGACAACCUGGGCCAGCUUCGGUGAAGGGACCGGGCAGAUUUGGUUGCGUUAUGUAGGGUGUACCGGUCACGAGGCCCGGCUGGCGGACUGUUCCCACCGUGGAUGGGGGGAUACUUCUGGCUGUAACCACGGUCGUGAUGUCGGGGUUGUUUGCAGGGCAUAUGUUCGUCUUGAAGACGGCGGAAGUGCCAAUGAAGGACGACUCGAGAUUUUCUACAACGGAGAGUGGGGGACCGUGUGUUCAUCAAGCUGGGGCCUAACCGACGCAAACGUGGCCUGCCGUCAGUUGGGAUAUCCUUGUGCCGACAUAACAACAAUCUCGGCCAGCUUUGCCGAAGGCACGGGGAGGAUUUGGUUGUCUAAUGUAGGGUGUUCUGGUCGUGAACCACACCUAUCGUACUGUUCACACGGUCUAUGGGGCUAUACAUCUUCUUGCAGUCACAGCCAGGAUGUCGGUGUUAUCUGCAAGUCGUCAAGCGAUGUUACGCAGCCUACUGUGCCGGCGCCUACACCAGGGAACGCAGGUUCUGACUUCGAUGUCCGUCUGGUAGGAGGGAGAAGCAACAAUGAAGGCAGAGUGGAGAUUUUCUAUAACGGAGAGUGGGGGACCGUGUGUUCAGCAUACUCCUGGGACCUAGUCGAAGCUUACGUGGUCUGCCGUCAGCUGGGCUAUCCCUGUGCCGGCUUCACGACAACCUGGGCCAGCUUCGGUGAAGGGACCGGGCAGAUUUGGUUGCGUUACGUAUCUUGUAGCGGUAGCGAAGCCCGGCUGGCGGAUUGUUCCCACCGUGGUUGGGGGGAUACCUCUGGCUGCAGCCACGGUAACGAUGUCGGAGUUGUUUGUAGGGCAUGUAAUUGA